UCUUUAAUUUUGUUGCUAUGGUAACGUUAAUUAGAGCAACACUUGAACCGGAAGUUGACUUGCUUCGUAUUCUUUCCGUAUUUGUCAGUAUCUGGAGCAGUAAUGGCUGCUGAGAAGAGGAUUUUAGUAACUGGAGGAUCAGGACUCGUUGGGAAGGCAAUUCAAGAGAUUAUUGAGAAGGAGAAGGAGCCAAAUGAAGAAUGGAUCUUUCUGUCAUCAAAAGAUGGCGACCUGAGCGAUUUAGAGGAGACUAGGAGCAUCUUUUCAAAGCACAGACCGACUCACGUGAUCCAUUUAGCUGCCAUGGUUGGAGGAUUGUUUAAAAAUAUGAGGAGACCGGCCGAUUUUCUAAGAAUAAAUUUACAAAUUAAUGACUGUGUACUACACUGCAGCUACGAAUUUAAAAUCCAGAAGUGUGUCUCUUGUCUAUCUACUUGUAUAUUUCCGGAUAAAACGUCUUAUCCGAUUGACGAAACAAUGGUUCAUAAUGGACCGCCACACCCAUCUAAUUAUGGGUAUGCAUACGCCAAAAGAAUGAUAGACAUACAGAACAGGGCCUAUCAUGACCAGUAUGGCUGUACCUUUACCAGUGUUAUCCCAACUAAUAUCUAUGGCCCUUGUGAUAACUUUAAUUUAGAAGACAGUCACGUCAUACCCGGUCUUAUACACAAGUGCUAUUUAGCUAAAAAGAACGAUCAACCGUUGACCAUAUUUGGUAGUGGUAAACCUCUCAGACAAUUCAUCUACUCGAAGGACCUUGCUAAACUUUUUGUUUGGGUUUUACGAAAUUACGAAGACGUUGAUCCAAUUAUAUUAUCAGUUGGCGAGGAAGACGAGGUGUCUAUUAGUAGAGUAGCUGAGCUCAUUGUGGAGGGAAUGGAGUUUAAAGGACAAGUUAUUUAUGAUAUUAGCAAGUCUGAUGGACAGUACAAGAAAACUGCAAGCAACAUGAAAUUAAAAUCUUUAUAUCCUGACUUCAAAUUUACUGAUAUUAAAACCGGAAUAUUUGAGACAGUCCAAUGGUUUCAAGAGAACUAUGACUCUGCUCGUAUUUAAACUGCAUCUAUAUAUACAAUUUUUAAUAAUCUAUAUGUGUGUAAAUGUAUUGUAUGAAAUGGAGGAUUCUCUCCUUUUCAUUUUUGACAAAAUUUGGCCCGUGACCAUUUAAAAAUUUGUAAAAAA
This is a messenger RNA of Amphimedon queenslandica, 1182 nucleotides long. RefSeq names its product GDP-L-fucose synthase-like. Gene Ontology annotation, molecular function: GDP-L-fucose synthase activity. The record is from RefSeq and is a predicted model, not a curated record. The coding region runs from base 103 to 1056 and encodes 317 amino acids. Lineage: Eukaryota; Metazoa; Porifera; Demospongiae; Haplosclerida; Niphatidae. Gene Ontology annotation, biological process: nucleotide-sugar biosynthetic process. The transcript is spliced from 11 exons.